Molecule: messenger RNA, 1725 nt
Organism: Mercenaria mercenaria
Lineage: Eukaryota; Metazoa; Mollusca; Bivalvia; Venerida; Veneridae
Exons: 1
Coding region: 126-1451 (441 amino acids)
Biological process (GO): cell wall mannoprotein biosynthetic process; protein N-linked glycosylation
Cellular component (GO): mannan polymerase complex
Molecular function (GO): alpha-1,6-mannosyltransferase activity
Source: RefSeq, a predicted model, not a curated record
GAUUAACAGUCUGUUACAUGCGAGAAACAUCAACGGAAAACAAUUUUCUUUUCAAUGCUUAACAUAUUGUAGUUUCACCUAGUUUCUUUACCUUUUGUUCAAAUCAAUAUGAUCUAGACAUAAAAAUGAAACGGAAAUAUAAACAUAUCUUAGGUAAAAUAUAUCUUGUAGGGAUAUUCUGGAUUUUACUGACUAUAUUAGUUAAACAAAUUAUACAAUAUGAUGGAAAUGAAGUACAAGCAAACAUUGCUCCAAGACGUUUGGAUCAACAUACUAUACAACAGAACGGAACAAUAUCAAAGCUUGUUUCUGUGCAAACAAACGCCACAUCAGCGAAAAAACAAGACAGUACAGUUAAACCAACAACAAAGCUUGUUUAUGUGAAAACAAAUGCCACAGCAGCGAAGCAACAGAGUGUAAUUAAACCAACAACAAAGUCUGUUUCUGUAAAAACAAACGUCUUACCAGCAAAGAUACUCGAUACAGUUAAACCGAAGAAAGAGCAUGAUGAAAAUGAUGUGUCCUUCUGGAAACAACCGUUGGAUUAUGUUCCCGAUUUAUCUGAGACACAAAAUAGUGACAAGGUGCCAUAUCUUUCGCAUAAAGUAGCAAGCAAGUAUCUGGAAUUACCAAACAUUGAAUAUAAAGAUAAAAUAGCUAUUUUGACUCCACUACGAAAUGCAGAAUACGCUCUUGAACAAUACGCAAAACAAAUUGUGAAUCUGACGUACCCUCAUGCUUUAAUCUCGAUAUAUUUUGGAGAGGAUGGAAGUAAUGACAAAACAUUUGAAAAAGGAAAUCAAAUAGUGCAACAACUUAAGAGACGAAACAACUUUGCUGAAGUUGCAGCUUUAAAAUUAAACAUAUCCGGCGGCAUACAUGAACUAGUUCAAGUACGACAUCUGAAAGAAAGUCAACAAUAUAGAAGAGAACAUAUUGCUUUGGCAAGAAAUCGUCUACUCCGCUUUGCUCUAAAGCAAAACAAAUUCGAUUAUAUUCUGUGGAUAGAUAGUGACGUUGCAGAAAUUCCGCCUGACCUCGUGCAGCAAAUGCUCUUCGCGAAAUCUGAUGUCGUGGCAACAAGUUGUUUGAUGAGAAGUCUUGGAUAUAAAAUGAAAUAUGACAGGAAUUCUUGGAGGGAGACGAAUGCUUCCAUAAAACAGCAGUCAGAACUUGAACCGGAUUAUCUUGUAGUGGAAGGUUUCGGCAGAUCUCUAAGAAUUGCUCUUCCAGAUCUUAAAAGUGAAGGUCGUGUAGUUCCUUUGGAUGGAGUAGGUGGUUGUGCACUUAUGAUCAAAGCCGACUGUCACCGAAGUGGUUUGCAGUUUCCGGAAGUUGUCUACAAACAUCAUAUUGAAACAGAAGGUCUCGCAAAAAUGGCACGUGACAUGGGAUAUAGUGUUGUAGGUCUUCCCUUCGUAGAAGUUUUUCAUGAGUCAACAGAAAAAUAACGUUUAUUCUCUCUUUUGCGGAAACAUACAUAUUUAAAUAUAAGAAAUUAAACACUGCUUCUUAGAAUCAAAGAACAUUUUCUAUGCAAACUUUCAAAUUUCACAGGACGCACCGUCACAGAUAUCAAAAUCAUAGUUGCUGCUAAAUCAAAGAAGAGUAAACCAGUGUCUAAACUGAGAAGACAAUUAAUUAGUGACUUAAACAAAAGAAAAUACAUUUAAACGGCUUUCGUUUUUAACAUAGACCAAUAUACUCAAUACAUAUUUGAUGCUA